Hemiscyllium ocellatum (epaulette shark) is the source of this 934-nucleotide messenger RNA. RefSeq names its product mitochondrial pyruvate carrier 1 (gene mpc1). Gene Ontology annotation, biological process: pyruvate import into mitochondria. NCBI's taxonomy places the organism in Eukaryota, Metazoa, Chordata, Chondrichthyes, Orectolobiformes, Hemiscylliidae. The coding region runs from base 256 to 462 and encodes 68 amino acids. Gene Ontology annotation, cellular component: mitochondrial inner membrane. The record is from RefSeq and is a predicted model, not a curated record. The transcript has 4 exons.
AUCCCGGCGUGCAGCGCGCCGCACGGUCCUCCCAGGGACGGCUCGGCUAUCCCGGCGUGCAGCGCGGGGUGUAGGUGGGUUCGUCCUUCAAGGGCCGCUGAGAAUCAUUUCCGUCCGUCCCGCUGGAGCCAUGGCUGGAACUGUGGCCCGCAAGGCCCUGGAGUAUGCGCGGAGCAAGGACUUCCGAGACUAUCUGAUGAGCAUUUUUGGGGCCCUGUUGCUAACUGGGGACUGCCCAUCGCUGCUUUCAAUGAUAUGAAGAAAACUCCCGAGAUUAUUAGUGGCAGGAUGACAUUUGCAUUGUGUUGCUACUCUCUGCUGUUCAUGCGCUUUGCAUACAAGGUCCAGCCCAGGAAUUGGCUCUUAUUUGCCUGUCACUUCACGAAUGAAAGUGCACAGAUCAUUCAGGGAUGUCGGCUGAUCAAGCACAAUGCUCAGAAGCGGAUGCACCGUUCUGAGUGAUCUCAGUCGACCCCUCCUGAUGCACUCCUUCAUUACUUCCAUAUGUCACCAACGAUGGUUUUUUUACGCACAAGAUUCCACAGAAAAGGCUUUGGACCCUGGAUGACUAAUCUUUCAAACAUAUUUAAUCCCAUCUGUAUUUUGUGAUAUAAUUAAUUGUAACAAAUUUGUUUUAUUAUCUCCUAAAAUUGCCUUAAAUUAAAAUGAGAAGUUAUUAUUAUACAUGCCUUUUUAAUAUGCAUUAUAUAUAUAUUCCACAGCUCCUACUCCUCAUUCGAAAUGAACACUGACUGGUACUAUUUAUCAGUGUGUAGUAAAGUUAGAAAGAAAUAAUAUAUGAUCAUGGAUAUUUCCUUGUGUUGCAAUCAGUAUUUUGUUGGUAGAUCAAUGGUUUUUGCAGUUUUGAGCUGCAUUUAAGUAAUGUCUCAUGGCAAUCUGUCAAUUAAAAGGCAUCCAAUUCAUAAGCAAUAAA